Molecule: messenger RNA, 1254 nt
Organism: Thlaspi arvense
Lineage: Eukaryota; Viridiplantae; Streptophyta; Magnoliopsida; Brassicales; Brassicaceae
Source: the annotation of a GenBank genome assembly
CACGAUCCGGCUGAGGAUUGGAGCUCGCCGGGGGGCGAAACCGGGCUCGAAGGUCAGUCCACUGUUCAAAUUCGUCAAAUUCAACCUAUGAUGCGGCGGGACUUGGGGGGUGGUGACCAGAAGGAGGAGGGGGAGGAAUCGUACCUGGCGCGGCCCGACGCUGCCGAUUGCGAACACUAUUUGCGGACCGGGUUUUGCGGGUUCGGGUCUCGCUGUCCGUACAACCAUCACCGGGAUCGUAGUACGGUCAUAGGAGCUGUGAGAGCUGGAGGGGAAGAGUUGCCAGAGAGAGCGGGCCAACCCGUGUGCCAGUAUUACAUGAGGACUGGAACUUGUAAAUAUGGUGCAUCUUGCAAGUAUCACCAUCCAAGGCAGGGAUGUAGAGCUGUUACUCCCAUGCCAUUAAAUAUUUUUGGAUACCCACUACGCCUGGGUGAAAAAGAGUGUUCAUACUACAUGAAAACAGGACUUUGCAAGUUUGGUCCAACGUGUAAAUUUCACCAUCCACUACCAGAUAGCAUGGUGCAGGCACCAACUGCUGGACCUUUGCCUGUGCCAGCUCCCAUGCCUGCUUCAUUAGUUUAUCCAUCAAAACAGUCCCCUCCUGCUCCAUCACCUGAACAAUAUGCACAAGUGGCUAGAAAUUGGGCAGUUGGAAGGCCUCCUCUAGUUCCAGGUUCAUAUUUGCAAGGGCCUUCGAGUUCCUUGCUCCUCGCUCAGGGCACGGUUCCCCAUACUGGUUGGGAUCCUUACCAGGCACCUGUAAAUCCAGUAGCCUCCCUGAGUACUCCGUCCACUGUUGGAGCAGCUCCUAUUUAUGGGUUAACACAGUUGUCUCCUUCUACGCCUGCAUAUACAGGAGCUUAUUUACCACUGCCUACUAUACCUGGUUCUUCAAGCAGUAGCCUCAAGGAACAAAAGUUCCCAGAAAGACCUGGCCAACCUGAAUGCCAAUAUUACAUGAAAACUGGAGAUUGUAAAUUUGGGUCAUCCUGUAAAUACCAUCAUCCACCAGAAUGGAGUACAGGAUACUCGAAUUAUUUCCUUAGUCCAAUAGGUCUUCCCAUGCGUCCAAUUAAACUGGCUGGUACUCUGGAUGGCUAUUUCUUCUUACACAGUUCUGGAGAUGGCAUCUCUGUUAAGCAUGGAGGAAAGCUAAAAAAGGCUGAGCAGGGGAUGGGAACCUCUGCUGCCGCAUGGGUUGAGGAAGCUCGGCGCCUUGAGUCGCGCCUCGAACAUUAUCCCUUUUACUAA